AUGAUUACAAGAGUGCGCCACCAGCCCUGGCUUAAGACAGGAGUUCCCCAUUUGAAGACAGAACCUUUUCCGAAUUGGCGCAACAUUACUUUUAAAUAUGUACUCGGAAACACUCAGCACAAAACCCCAAGGUUUACGGGACUCCCAGGUCCGAUCAUAUCUGGGUCUCCAGGUGGGCACAUCUGGAAGCGCGCGAACCUGCAAGAUCUCCAGCUCAGCUCGGCAUCUGCAAGCCCAGCCCAGGUGUGCGCCAGAGGUCGCAGCCCAGCCGUACAGCCCCGCGCGGCCGCGAGGUGGCGCCAUGGCCGCAGCAGCGUCUGCCGGUUCGGGCCGCUCCAGAUAAGAGUGUGCGAAAAGCGCGGAGGGGCUGAGACGCGAUCAGGACGCGGGGAGGACGGACCGGCCAGACAGACCGACCGGGGGCCCGGCGGGCGGAGGGCAGCGCACUGCAGCCACGUCCCCCCCUGGAUCCGCCGGCAGCCGGGCCCGGGGCUUCCGACAUGCCCCCCAGGAGAGUGUGCUGGGCAGACGAUGCUGGACACGAUGGAGGCGCCUGGCCAUUCGAGGCAGCUACUGCUGCAGCUCAACAACCAGCGCACCAAGGGCUUCUUGUGCGACGUGAUCAUCGUGGUGCAGAACGCCCUCUUCCGCGCUCACAAGAACGUGCUGGCAGCCAGCAGCGCCUACCUCAAGUCCCUGGUGGUGCAUGACAACCUGCUAAACCUGGACCAUGACAUGGUGAGCCCGGCCGUGUUCCGCCUGGUGCUGGACUUCAUCUACACCGGCCGCCUUACUGACAGUGUGGAGGCCGCAGCGGCGGCGGCGGUGGCCCCGGGCGCCGAGCCGAGCCUGGGCGCUGUGCUGGCUGCUGCCAGUUACCUGCAGAUCCCUGACCUCGUGGCUCUGUGCAAGAAGCGCCUCAAACGGCACGGCAAGUACUGCCACCUGCGGGGAGGAGGCAGCGGCGGCGGCGGCUACGCGCCUUACGGGCGGCCCGGCCGGGGCUUGAGGGCUGCCACGCCCGUCAUCCAGGCUUGCUACUCGUCCCCGGCCGGGCCGCCGCCGCCGCCUGCCGCCGAGCCGCCGUCGGGCCCCGAGGCAGCGGUCAACACCCACUGCGCCGAGCUAUAUGCUUCGGGCCCGGGCCCAGCAGCCUCACUCUGCGCCCCGGAGCGUCGCUGCUCCCCGCUUUGCGGCCUGGAUCUGUCCAAGAAGAGCCCGCCAGGUUCCUCGGUCCCCGAGCGACCGCUUAGUGAGCGCGAACUGCCUCCACGCCCGGACAGCCCUCCGGGUGCGGGGCCUGCAGUCUACAAGGAGCCACCGCUCACCCUGCCGCCGCUGCCGCCUUUGCCCUUCCAAAAGCUGGAGGAGGCCGUACCGACUCCAGACCCGUUUCGAGGAAGCGGUGGCAGUCCGGGACCCGAGCCCCCCGGCCGCCCCGACGGCUCCAGCCUCCUCUACCGCUGGAUGAAGCACGAGCCAGGCCUGGGUAGUUAUGGCGACGAACUGGUCCGGGAUCGAGGCUCCCCGGGCGAGCGCCUCGAGGAGCGCGGUGGGGAUCCUGCCGCCUCACCCGGGGGUCCCCCGCUGGGCCUGGUACCCCCGCCACGCUAUCCCGGGAGCCUGGACGGACCAGGCACAGGAGCCGACGGCGACGACUACAAGAGCAGCAGCGAGGAGACUGGUAGCAGCGAGGACCCCAGCCCACCCGGAGGCCACCUGGAGGGCUACCCAUGCCCGCACUUGGCUUAUGGUGAGCCUGAGAGCUUUGGUGACAACCUGUACGUGUGCAUUCCAUGUGGCAAAGGCUUCCCCAGCUCGGAACAGCUGAAUGCACACGUGGAGGCUCACGUGGAAGAAGAGGAGGCGUUGUAUGGCAGGGCAGAAGCUGCUGAGGUGGCUGCUGGGGCCGCCGGCCUCGGGCCCCCCUUUGGUGGCGGUGGGGACAAGGUCGCUGGGCCGCCGGGUGGCCUAGGAGAGCUUCUGCGGCCGUACCGCUGCGCGUCCUGUGACAAGAGCUACAAGGACCCGGCCACGCUGAGGCAGCACGAGAAGACACACUGGCUGACGAGGCCCUAUCCGUGUACCAUCUGCGGGAAGAAGUUCACGCAACGCGGAACCAUGACACGCCAUAUGCGCAGCCACUUGGGCCUAAAGCCCUUUGCGUGCGACGCGUGCGGCAUGCGCUUCACCCGCCAGUACCGCCUCACGGAGCACAUGCGCAUCCACUCGGGAGAGAAGCCCUACGAGUGCCAGGUGUGCGGUGGCAAGUUUGCUCAACAGCGCAACCUCAUCAGUCAUAUGAAGAUGCACGCUGUAGGUGGCGCGGCCGGCGCGGCCGGGGCGCUGGCUGGCCUGGGAGGACUACCUGGCGUCCCUGGCCCGGACGGCAAGGGCAAGCUCGACUUCCCUGAGGGUGUCUUUGCUGUGGCCCGCCUCACAGCUGAACAGCUAAGCCUGAAGCAGCAGGACAAGGCAGCAGCUGCCGAGCUGCUGGCACAGACCACGCACUUCCUGCACGACCCCAAGGUGGCGCUCGAGAGCCUCUACCCGCUGGCCAAAUUCACUGCAGAGCUAGGACUCAGCCCGGAUAAGGCGGCAGAGGUGCUGAGCCAGGGCGCGCACCUGGCCGCAGGACCGGACAGCCGGACCAUCGACCGUUUCUCUCCCGCCUAGAGCGCUCCUCCUAGGUGCGCCCGGCGCUGCCUGACAGCCCGGGAACAACUGGUAGCCGCGGUAGCGCCGCAGUGGUGGCCCCACCUUUCUACGCCUCACCUGGCCUCACUGUUUUGUGCCUUAGCCCGGGAAG
Messenger RNA from Rattus rattus (black rat), 2809 nucleotides. RefSeq names its product HIC ZBTB transcriptional repressor 1 (gene Hic1). The record is from RefSeq and is a predicted model, not a curated record. Lineage: Eukaryota; Metazoa; Chordata; Mammalia; Rodentia; Muridae. Gene Ontology annotation, molecular function: RNA polymerase II cis-regulatory region sequence-specific DNA binding; protein binding; DNA-binding transcription factor activity, RNA polymerase II-specific. Gene Ontology annotation, cellular component: nucleus. Gene Ontology annotation, biological process: regulation of transcription by RNA polymerase II.